Molecule: messenger RNA, 1353 nt
Organism: Mesorhabditis belari
Lineage: Eukaryota; Metazoa; Nematoda; Chromadorea; Rhabditida; Rhabditidae
Source: the annotation of a GenBank genome assembly
AUGCGGAGUGGAUCAAGGUUGACCACUGAAAGCACAUCAAAACUACCAAGGAUGGAAGCACUUAUGCCAGAGAAACCAUCCAAACAAAUAUUUGACACUAUUGUUGAGCGCGAAACCACACCCGAGAGCGACGCACCUCAUCAGUUGCCACUUUCGAUCAAACGUAACACUCACCUCAAAAGUUUCAUUUGCGAGCAACCGAUUCGUGAAUCCCCUGAAUACGAAGAAGGCAAAGAGAACGAAGAGAUGUUUUUGGUCCCAAGUCGCAAAGGUAGCUAUAAUAUGGGUCGGCGAAAUCUUCAGGCAGACCAAACCGAUGACUCUCAAUCUGAUCGCCAAUCAAUUCGGGGCGUGCAGUUUUCCGCUUCCCAGUCAAUGAUAGAUGCAUCAGCUUCAACAAGUUUGAUUACGCCAAAGCGAAGCUUCAAACAGCCAGAUUUGCCAACUACUCCUCUCAAAACUACGGAAAUUACAACUCCAAAGAGUGGACUCCGAAACAGUGGCUUCAGUAGCUCAACAUUGCAUAGAAUUAGUGGUCUUUUAAAACGAGGACUUAGCUCAGUUGGUCCCAAGACUUCUGGACAAAAUGCUUCUCCGAUGGUAAAGCUUGGAAGAAAAGAUUCAAUCAAUUCAGCCAAGAGCACUGGGAGCCGUAGACGACGAUUUAGUGACGUUGAUUGCUACAGUCAUCUGCAACAAGUUCAGUUCACUCCCACCUCCUCAUUCAGAUCCAUCGGAAAUCCUGAAGCUGUAAGAAAAUUGGAACGAUUUAAAGAGGUCGUCAAAGUGUCAGAGCUCAUUGCAAAACAAGAGCUGGAAGCCUGUUUCCAUGGAGGAAACGUUCCCGAAUUUGAUGCCGUUGUUGCGGAUGCAGAUAUGACAGGAAAACCAGUAUCAAAAUUCUCUGCAUGGCUUUUUGAACGUUUUGAUAUCACACAUCAGGUUUCUGAUAUGAUGAAAGCAUCUUGCCGUCAAAUUAUGCACAAUAAGACUAUUAAAUUGUGUGUAUCGCAAGGAACGUCGCGGGAAUUUUUGAUUGCGAUCGGUAUUGUACGCGGCGGUGGCGGGGAUCAGGGAGCGAUAACUCGAAAUGGGUAUGAUUCUGCCAUUGAAGCCGCGCUAGAUGAGGGAAAAACAAAAGUGUUGAUCGCACCAGCAUUUUUCCCAAAUGAUACGCCGUACACCGAGGAGCUGGCUAGUGCGAUGAUCAAAACGGUGUAUGUCAUUGCUAGUUCUAAGGAAAAGCUGAAGUCAAUUACAAUUUGUGGAGGGAACAGUGCCGAACGGAGUUUGCUGAUUAGACAACGUGACGAUGUGAUUGCUGAGAAACAAGAAGCGAUGGGACCCAUCAUC